This is a messenger RNA of Rhinopithecus roxellana (golden snub-nosed monkey), 1246 nucleotides long. RefSeq names its product myomegalin-like. The transcript is spliced from 11 exons. The record is from RefSeq and is a predicted model, not a curated record. NCBI's taxonomy places the organism in Eukaryota, Metazoa, Chordata, Mammalia, Primates, Cercopithecidae.
AUGCUGAUUGAGAAGAAGGAGCCUCAUUGUAAAAAUGAUCUUAGUGCAACAUUGCUGUGCAAACUUGGACCAGGGCAGAGUGAGAUAACAGAGGAGCUCUGCCAGCGUCUACAGCGAAAGGAAAGGAUGCUGCAGGACCUUCUAAGUGAUCGAAACAAACAAGUGGUGGAACAUGAAAUGGAGAUUCAAGGCCUGCUUCAGUCUAUGCGCACCAGGGAGCAGGAAAGCCAAGCUGCUGCAGAGAAGAUAGUGCAAACCUUAAUGGAAAGAAAUUCAUAAUUACAGGCCCUGUGCCAAUACUUAGGAGGGAGAGACUCCCUGACAUCCCAAGCACCCAUCUCUAACCAACAAGCUGGAGUUACCUCCAUUGGCCCCUCUCUUGGAGAACAGACUGAUCAAGGUGCAAUGCAGAUACCUUCCAGAGAUGAUAUCUCUUCAUUGGCUGCCAAAGAGGAUGCCAGCAUACCCAGAUCCACAUUAGGAGACUUGGAUACAGUUGCAGGGCUGGAAAAAGAACUGAGUAAUGCCAAAGCGGAACUUGAACUCAUGGCUAAAAAAGAAAGAAAAAGUCAAAUGGAGCUUUCUGCUCUACAGUCCGUGAUGGCUGUGCGAGAAGAAGAGCUGCAGGUGCAGGCUGCUGAUAUGGAGUCUCUGACCAGGAACAUACAGAUUAAAGAAGAUCUCAUAAAGGACCUGCAAAUGCAACUGGUUGAUCCUGAAGACAUACCAGCUAUGGAACGCCUGACCCGGGAAGUCUUACUUCUUCAGGAAAAAGUUGCUUCAGUAGAAUCCCAGGGUCAAGAAAUUUCAGGAAACCAAAGACAACAGUUGCUGCUGAUGCUAGAAGGACUAGUAGAUGAACGGAGUCGGCUCAGUGAGGCCUUACAAGCAGAGAGACAGCUCUAUAGCAGUCUGGUGAAGUUUCAUGCCCAUCCAGAGAGCUCUGAGAGAGACCGAACUCUGCAGGUGGAACUGGAAGGGGCUCAGGUGUUACGCAGUCGGCUAGAAGAAGUUCUUGGAAGAAGCUUGGAGCGCUUAAACAGGCUGGAGACCCUGGCCGCCAUUGGAGGUGCAGCUGCAGGGGAUGACACGGAAGAUGCAAGCACUGAGUUCAUUGACAGUAUUGAGGAGGAGGCCACACACCAUAGUCACCAGCAAAGAGAACCUUAUGCAACCUGACAAACCACUGAGGUCAUGGUGACUCAAUGAUCAGCAGAUGGUUCUUCAACAGCAAUCCCCUGUCAAG